Mobula hypostoma (lesser devil ray) is the source of this 2786-nucleotide messenger RNA. RefSeq names its product reticulon 4 interacting protein 1 (gene rtn4ip1). Gene Ontology annotation, molecular function: oxidoreductase activity; zinc ion binding. Gene Ontology annotation, cellular component: mitochondrion. NCBI's taxonomy places the organism in Eukaryota, Metazoa, Chordata, Chondrichthyes, Myliobatiformes, Myliobatidae. The transcript is spliced from 9 exons. The record is from RefSeq and is a predicted model, not a curated record. The coding region runs from base 286 to 1494 and encodes 402 amino acids.
UGUUGGAGGUCACUGAGGUCGAGGAAGUGGGUACAGGAAGCUUGGCAUUUGGGAAAGUGGUACGACCAAGAGAGAUGUAGAAAUUAUUACUCAGUGUAGACACUGAACACGGUUAUCGGCAUUGCACUACACUUGGAACUUGUGGGCUUCUGUAUCAUAUGUAAAGUCUGCUGCGAAAGUCUAUUGUUGGGGAUUUCAGUUUAGGAAAAGGAUUAGACAAGUGGUUGUGUAAGCGAUCAUUGGUAAAUGAAGGGUUUGAUAUACCUGUAGUUUCACAGUUUGGUUAUGUCCCUCAUCAUGUUGCAUUCUGUGAGUAGAAAAGUUGGUAGUGGAUCUUUAGGCACGUCAGCAAGAAUCGGAGUAAGUGUUUUAAUCCAGGGUUUUUGUAAAAAGAUUACCACUUCUUCAUGCAAGCAGACAGUAAUGCCAGCCUGGGUAAUAGAUAAAUAUGGGAAUAACAGUAUGCUGCGUUUGACAAAAAAUUCUCUCUUUCCAAUCAUACACUACCCCAAUGAAGUUAUAAUAAAAGUUCAUGCUUCCAGCUUAAAUCCUAUUGACAUUUCCAUGAGAAAUGGUUAUGGUGCUACUGUGCUAAGAAUGAAACGUGACCCCUUACAUUUAAAAUCUGCUGGGAGUGAAUUUCCUUUGAUUUUGGGUCGUGAUGUCUCUGGUGUCAUCAUGGAAACUGGACUGGAUGUAUCUUAUUUUAAACCUGGAGAUCAGGUAUGGGCAGCUGUUCCGCCCUGGAAACAGGGAACAUUGGCAGAAUUUGUGGUAGCAAGUGCGAAUGAGGUGUCCCAUAAGCCGAAAGCUCUCAGUCACAGCCAAGCUGCAGCUUUACCCUAUGUGGCUCUGACAACAUGGUCGGCCCUGGUGAACACCGGAGGACUGAACAAAGAUAACUGCAGAGGGAAACGGGUUUUGAUCCUUGGAGGAUCAGGAGGAAUCGGUACCUUUGCUAUUCAGCUUUUGAAAGCCUGGGGAGCCCAUGUGACUACUACCUGUUCAGCAGAUGCUUUCUCCCUCUUAAAAGAUUUGGGUGCCGAUCACGUCAUUGAUUAUAGAGCUCGGAGUGUGGAGAAGCAGCUCAAGGAUCUGGAACUGUUUGACUUUAUCUUGGAUAAUGUGGGUGGACAGACAGAGCAGUGGGCACUGAACCUGCUGAAGCCGUGGUCGGGAGCUACGUACGUAACAUUGGUGACACCAUUCAUGCUCAAUAUGGAUCGACUUGGAAUUGCUGAUGGAAUGUUUCGCUCAGGGGCCACCAUAGGCAGCAAAGUCCUAAAGCAUAUGAGCAAAGGCGUUCACUAUCGCUGGGCUUUUUUUGCCCCGAGUGGUCCAACUCUGGAUGAAAUAACAAAGCUUGUAGAGGAAAAAAAGAUCCGACCAGCUGUUGAGCAGCUCUUCCCAUUUUCUGAAGUACCCCAGGCUUUCCUAAAAAUGGAACGAGGCCAUGCACGAGGGAAGACUGUAAUCAACAGGAGUGGAGAAUGAGUCAUUUUAUUUUGCAGUUUUUGCAUAAGCAUUUCAAAACAACAAACACAGUAGUACUGUUGCUGAUUGUAGCAACUAUGUACUGUACAGUGAAAAGGAAAUAAAAUAUUGUCCAUUUUUCAUAUACCAAAAUAACUGUAAAUAAGAUGGUUAUACAAGUAUUUAUCCAAGUUUACGUCACAAACAAAUGUUGAAAUAGUUGAGUUGAUAAAAAUGAGGAAGAGGAUAAUAAACGUACCAUCAUACCCAAUAUUAAAGAUAAUACAGCCCCCAGUUCAGUUGUUAAAGUACAAAAAGGAAUGUAUGAAUGAUUAAAAGGUUACAAAACCUUUAAGCUGAAAGUGUUUAUGAUGAUCCUUGAUGCAAUUUAUCAAACAAUACCAUCAUUUGAACAUCCACUGUCUCCGUAACGUAGAAGGAAUUGCUGGGCCUGCCCAUAACAUCUCACAACAUCCUACAAAGAUACUAGUACCAUGUUAAAUUGUCUUCAGCUGGUCAAUAUGAAAUUUACUUUUUAAAGUCUAUAUAUUUGCAAGUUGUGGCUGUGUUGUCCAGCAACUGUAUCUCAGUUGUUGAAAAGCUUUUCAAUGAAAACGAUAAAAGGGUUGGAUUUUAAAUUGAACCCAAGUUCAAAAUUCAGCCACAAAGUGAAAGUCAUAAUAAGGAACUAGAACCACUUGUAAAAAAAACGGUUCUUAAAACUUUAACAUCAAUUCCAUUUUCAAUUUUGUUCCCAAAAAACUAGAACCAUCACAGUAGCAAUAUGUGCAGAGCAAGUCAAGCAUCUGUCUCUCACACUAAAAAUACAUCCUGAACUUUUAAUGGUUUGUACAAGCCAAGGUAGCACAAAAACAGUUACAAACAUCCAAUAUUACGGAUAUUCAAUUCUGCAUGUGUACCCUCAUAUUUAUGACCCACCAUCAACAGCAAUUACAAUGUCAAGAGGGGAUCAUUGCAAAACUUCAUCCCAAUGCAUUAAUUCACAAGAGAAGUUAUUAUACCCAUUUCCUGAAGAGAUUUCCAGUGUUCAGUAAAACCAAUGAGCAAGGUUAGUCAAUUAUAAAUAGUAUUUAAAAAUAUUUCAGCAUAUUUUGCACCAGGAAUGAGAUUUUCUCAGUUAAACAGAAACAGCCAGUUACCAACACAUGAACUAAAUGUAAGAAUGCUUAAGACCUUACAAAGAUUAUAAUGUAACAAAAAGCAGAUGGCAGUUGUUACUGAAUUUGAAAAUAUAACAUUGCACUGACAGUAGACAACUUAUAUGCACAGUGUUUAGAAAGUGCUUCACGAUU